GCGCGCCCCCAGCAUGGCGGCGGUGCGGGCGCUGCGGGCGGCGGCGCGGCGGAGCCCGGGGCUCGGCCCCGCGGGGCUCAGGGCGCUCUGGGGCCGCAGCAAAUUAGAAAAUGGAGCUGUAACUCCAAAAAGAAAAGAAGUAGCUGAUCCUGUUAAAAGGCUGUUUUCACUCAGACCAGUGAAAGAAGGUGGGUGGGUGAUGGCUCUGCAGAGGCAGCCCGUGUGCGGAGCAGCACCGGGGAACGCCUGUGCACUUGUGGCUGACAGACCUGACGAGUCCAGGGGAUGUGUGGAGUGUCUGGAGAAGGAGGGAAGAGAAGUGGAAGCAGACGGAGCAGUUCCUGAGAAGGAGUAGGAGAGGAGCGAGGCCAGCCUGAUCCGCCCCCCGCCUCGCCGCCGGAGCUACGUGCCGCCCCAGGACCUGCAGAGCUGCCUCGAGUCCCACGUCAGGGAGGUCUUCGGGCCCGCUGUUCCCGAGGACUGGCAGCAGGCUCCCCUGCAGGAGACCAGGCUGAAGCAUCGCCUGCUGGCCCGGCUGGCGGCAGAGCUGGGACACGCCGUGCCCAACUCGCAGCUGCACCGCAUGCGCCGUGCCGGGGACGUGCUGGGCUUCUAUCGCAGCCCCGUCAAGGACGGCACCGAGAUCGAUGAACUCGCGGCCGCAGAGCUGCCCCCGAACCUGAAAAUCAUCUGGCAGCAGUGAGUCCCCCCACAGAGCAUCCCUGUGCCUGGCUGGUGCUGCAGGACAGCAGCACGGCCCUCUGGCUGGGG
Messenger RNA from Passer montanus (Eurasian tree sparrow), 771 nucleotides. Its product is annotated as 39S ribosomal protein L50, mitochondrial-like. NCBI's taxonomy places the organism in Eukaryota, Metazoa, Chordata, Aves, Passeriformes, Passeridae. The record is from RefSeq and is a predicted model, not a curated record. The transcript has 3 exons. Gene Ontology annotation, cellular component: mitochondrion; mitochondrial large ribosomal subunit.